GUCGCUUUCCUAAGGCGCUGGCUUUUGGUUCCCGUGGCGCUGUGGGCGGAGCCGGGUUGCAGCGCCGAGCAUAUCGCGAAGGACUUCCCUGCUAUGGAUCCGGGUGCUCGGCGAAUUUGUGACUUCCGAUCUCUGCAGCGGGACGACCCGCUCCAGAGUUUCAAGAACGCCCUUCAGACGGGGAAUUUUGUGGACGCAGAGGUCUUCUUCGAAAAGAUCUCUUUGGUGGGUCUCCCACGAAGCUCUUGGGGCUAUGCCAUGCUGGUUCAAGGUUGGGCCCGACAGGGCAACCUCCAGGGCGCUCAAAGGUGGCUGGCGCGGAUGGUGGCGGAUGGGUACACGCCUCCGGAACGCUGCUACCUCACCCUGAUCUCCGAACAUUGCAAAGCAGGCGAGCUUUCUUCCGCGGAGUCUCUGCUAUCCGAGCUGCUUCGGCCGGUUUACCCGAAGAAGGCGAAAACGGUCGGAUGCACACUGCUGAUUGUCGCUUACGGCAAGCUGGGGAAGUGCAAAGAAGCAGAGAGCGUGAUGCGCCGGAUGGAGGAGUGCCACGUCAAGGCAUCCUUGGUGAGUUUCGGCGCGAUGAUCGAUGCCUGCGCAAAAGCAGGGCUGCCCGAGAAAGCGUUUCAGUGGCACACCCAAAUGCUUGAAGAGGGCCUGCCUCCGAAUGUUCGCACUUUCACUGCCUUGAUCAAUGCUUGUGCGAAGGUCGGCGACAUCAACGGUGCUCUAGGUGUUAUGCAAAGCAUGGAGGCAGUCGGCGUGCUCGCCGACACGGUGACCUACAGCAGCCUGCUGGAUGCCUGCGCGAAGCAAGGUGACCCGGAGUGUGCGCAGCAGAUCUUCGAAAUCAUGCGCCAGCAGGGCGUUCAGCCAAACAUUGUGUCCUACACUUCUCUGGCACGAGCAUAUGCACUCAAGGGCAUGUGGUGCGAGGUUGAGCACCUAGGCGACUGCCUGGAGAAG
This is a messenger RNA of Symbiodinium sp. CCMP2456, 966 nucleotides long. The record is from the annotation of a GenBank genome assembly. Lineage: Eukaryota; Dinophyceae; Suessiales; Symbiodiniaceae.